Messenger RNA from Rubroshorea leprosula, 1396 nucleotides. The record is from the annotation of a GenBank genome assembly. Lineage: Eukaryota; Viridiplantae; Streptophyta; Magnoliopsida; Malvales; Dipterocarpaceae.
AAACUCACUCAACAGAGGAGAAUUUAUGAACUGAAAUUUUGGAUUAAAACUUAUGCAUACAACGACAGGAACAUAGCUAUUUAUAAGCAAAAUCUAACAUAAGGCAAUAAAUGAAAAGUGAAAAUGCAGUUGGGAUGCUUUCCCCUCGUGCAAUACCCAGAACAGAUAACCAACGAGCUGACGAGCUAUCAAAAUUAGCGUCCUUACAAGAUAUCAACCCUCAGAGGUCAACAGUUGUGGAGGUACUUGACGCCCCGAGCUACACCGAUUUCACAAUCGAGUGUCAACUACUAAGCACAGAUCCCUCUUCACCAAGCUGGACCACCUCGCUCAUAGAGUAUCUGCGAAGUGGCGAGCUGCCUGAAGAUCCAUCCACAGCAAAAUUGAUUAAACGCAGGGCGGCACAUUUCACCCUGUUAGAUAAUCAGCUCUACAAGCGAGCAGCCUCAAUGCCCCUACUACGCUGCCUUACUCCUUAUGAAGCUGAAUACGCUGUGAGGGAAGUUCAUGAAGGAGUAUGUGGCACACACAUAGGUGGUAGAACUUUAGCUCGAAAACUCCUAAGGCAUGGUUAUUACUGGCCUACUAUGGUCGAGGAUGCACAGAGCUAUGUCAAAAAAUGCCCGACCUGCCAGUUCAAUGCUGAUGAUAUACACAUGCCAGGGAGUCGACCUGCUCAGCCCUUUUGUGAAAGGCAAAGGAGGUUGCACAUACCUAGUUGUCGCGGUGAAUUACUUCACGAAAUGGAUAGAAGCCAAACCCUUAUCCACGACAACAGAGAAGAAAAUAGAGGAAUUCCUGUUCAAUUCAAUAUUAUGCAGCUCGCUUUGACAUCUAUGUGUACUCCAUGGUCAAAUGGACAAGCCAAGUCCACUAAUAAAAUCAUCUUGCGAGGCCUCAAGAUGCGUGUUCGUGUUCUAGCUGCGCAUUCUAAUUGGGUUGACGAGCUCAAUAAGGUGCUUUGGUCAUGUCGCACUACACCCAGCUCGACCACAGGCGAAACCCCAUUUAGCCUUGCCUAUGGAACUGAGGCCGUCAUCCCUGUAGAGGUCAGAUUGCCAUCUAAUAGAGCAGGUCGGCACAACGAUCCUAAAAAUGAGCAACUUUUAAGAGAGAACCUAAAUGUUGUGGAAGAGGUCAGGGAGAUGUCUCUAAUAAGAAACAUGGCUGGGCUCACUCUCACUAAUGCUUACUCGCAUAUGGGGAAACUUGCACCAAACUGAAAAGGUCCUUAUAUGGUUAGUUGUGUUAAGCGACCUAGGUCUUACCAGUUGGCAGAUUUGCAAGGUCAUCCAUUACCAUUCAUUUGAAACAUACAUAACCUUAGGAAAUUUUACAGUUAACGUGUAUGCUAUUAUCUUAGUCAAGUUGUUAUCAAUCAACUGUAAACAACAAU